Molecule: messenger RNA, 2653 nt
Organism: Haliaeetus leucocephalus (bald eagle)
Lineage: Eukaryota; Metazoa; Chordata; Aves; Accipitriformes; Accipitridae
Gene: DYNC1I1
Product: dynein, cytoplasmic 1, intermediate chain 1
Exons: 15
Coding region: 1-1797 (598 amino acids)
Biological process (GO): transport along microtubule
Cellular component (GO): cytoplasmic dynein complex
Molecular function (GO): dynein light chain binding; dynein heavy chain binding
Source: RefSeq, a predicted model, not a curated record
AUGUCAGACAAAAGUGAUUUAAAAGCAGAACUUGAGCGCAAAAAGCAGCGUUUGGCUCAGAUAAGAGAAGAAAAGAAACGGAAGGAGGAAGAAAGGAAGAAGAAAGAGGCUGAUCUACAGCAAAAGAAGGAGCCAGCUCAGGAAGAUUCUGACCUAGACCGCAAAAGACGAGAGACAGAAGCUUUGUUACAGAGCAUUGGUAUAUCUCCAGAACCACCUCUAGUGCAGUCGCUGCAUGUGUUAACAUGGGAUACCUGUUAUUUUCAUUAUUUAGUCCCAACCCCUAUGUCUCCCUCUUCGAAAUCAGUGAGCACACCCAGUGACGCAGGCAGCCAGGACUCAGGAGAUCUGGGACCCAUAGGAAGGACCUUGCAAUGGGACACAGACCCCUCAGUGCUGCAGCUCCAGUCUGACUCUGAACUUGGACGCAGACUGCACAAACUAGGGGUGUCAAAGAUUACCCAGGUUGAUUUCUUACCUCGGGAGGUGGUAUCAUACUCCAAGGAGACACAGACACCUCUUGCCACGCAUCAAUCUGAAGAGGAUGAAGAUGAUGAAGAGAUGGUGGAGCCAAAAGCACAGGAUGACUUGGAGACGGAAAAUCAAGACCAGAAGCAGGAAGUGAAAGAAGCUCCUCCUAGAGAACUGACAGAAGAAGAAAAACAGCAAGUUCUCCAUUCAGAAGAAUUCCUGAUAUUUUUUGACCGGACAAUACGUGUAAUUGAGCGAGCUUUGGCUGAAGAUUCAGACAUCUUCUUUGACUACAGUGGCAGAGAUGUAGAAGAGAAAGAUGGAGAUGUUCAAGCAGGAGCCAACCUUUCCUUUAACCGUCAAUUUUAUGAUGAACACUGGUCAAAGCAUCGUGUUGUCACCUGUAUGGAUUGGUCUCUUCAGUACCCUGAGUUGAUGGUUGCAUCUUAUAACAAUAAUGAAGAUGCUCCACAUGAGCCUGAUGGGGUAGCCUUGGUAUGGAACAUGAAGUUCAAGAAAACCACACCGGAAUAUGUUUUCCAUUGUCAGUCCUCCGUGAUGUCUGUCUGUUUUGCCCGCUUUCACCCAAACCUGGUUGUUGGUGGAACAUACUCUGGCCAAAUUGUCUUGUGGGAUAAUCGCAGUCACAGGCGCACUCCGGUUCAAAGAACUCCCUUAUCUGCUGCUGCUCACACGCAUCCUGUGUAUUGUGUGAAUGUAGUUGGAACACAGAAUGCGCACAAUCUUAUCACCGUCUCUACGGAUGGCAAAAUGUGCUCCUGGAGCCUGGACAUGCUCUCAACUCCACAGGAGAGCAUGGAGCUGGUGUACAAUAAGUCCAAACCAGUGGCGGUUACAGGAAUGGCUUUCCCAACUGGAGAUGUCAAUAACUUUGUCGUUGGCAGUGAAGAGGGAACAGUCUACACAGCCUGUCGUCAUGGAAGUAAAGCUGGCAUUGGUGAAAUUUUUGAAGGCCACCAAGGACCCGUCACAGGAAUCAAUUGUCACAUGGCGGUGGGUCCAAUUGACUUUUCCCAUCUCUUUGUCACAUCAUCAUUUGACUGGACAGUCAAGUUGUGGACCACAAAGGUUCCCACAGCCAGUGUCACCAUAGAAGGAGCUUCUGCCCUCAACCGUGUCCGCUGGGCCCAGGCUGGGAAGGAGGUAGCAGUUGGUGAUUCAGAAGGCCGCAUAUGGAUCUAUGAUGUUGGAGAGCUGGCUGUUCCACACAACGAUGAGUGGACCCGCUUCGCUCGGACCUUGGUGGAAAUCCGCGCCAACCGAGCAGACAGUGAAGAGGAAGGGGCGGUGGAGCUGUCAGCCUAGAGGAAGAGAAGGAGCAGCGCCCGCCAUCGCCAGAACAGCAGCUUUCCCCCACUGAGUACGCCGGUGUUCGGUGUCAGAGUCAGUCUUGCUGUGGCUUUUGAUGCCAGUGUACGUGCCAGUAUUGCUCAAAGCAUUCCAUAUUAAUCACGCUGCUUUACACAAGGCUGAAAAUAUCCAGAGCAUUUUCAUACUUUAUAUUUCUGUCUGAAAAGUAAGAAAGAAAAGACAAAUCAACCCUUUAUGGGUUUAGUUGUUGCCUUUUAACUACUUAGUAGCUGUAUUUAAUAGCUAGGAACCCCUGGUUAAACUUGUGCUCACAUUGCCCUUCUGGCAUAGUCCUAUUAAAUCCAUAUGAAGCCAGAUAUGAUUAUGUGCAGAUGUUGUGUGCUUCACUGUAUGGGACUGGGCCAAAGACUUUAGAUGUGGUGUUUCACAUGGUGACUUACAUUAUGAAUGGAUGUACUAUACGAAAGUUGCUGCUCCUUAUUUAUUGCAGUGUGCUGCAUGGAACAUAUUUAUUUGAAAGCAUUAAAAUAAACGAUCCUAAAGCAUGUGCAUAAUGAGAGAACUGCAUUGUCUGUGUGCUGCUGUAGAGGUUACAUUAAAGUCCACAUAACAAUUACAGUACAUCAGUUGUGUUUAAGAUGUAAGAUCUAUAAAGGUUGGCUUGAGUGGAUGGAAUGAGUUUCCUUUUUUUUUUUUUUAAGAUGCCUAUUAUUUCUAGGCACUUUAACUAUAUUUCAAAUACAGUUGGUCACUGAUACUUGUCAUGCAAGUUAACACUAACAGUCUGACAAAGGGUUGUGGUUCCUGAGUAUGACACUAGUAUUGCCAAUAAAAUGUAUCAAGCCUGUUC